GGAAAAUAGGCCUUUACGAUUUAACCUCGAAACUGGCUGGGAAGUACGUGUAGUAUCUAGAACUGCUCCACUUAUCGAAUAAAUAGGUUUUGAUUUUUAAGAUGAGGACAUCUUUAACAAUAUUAUUUCUGGCUUGUGCCACAUUUUCUGUCUUCGGUGACAAGGAGAAAGAGAAAAAGAAGGACAGUGUUGGGACAGUUGUGGGGAUCGAUUUAGGAACAACCUACUCUGUAGUCGGGGUAUACAAAAAUGGAAGGGUUGAAAUAAUCCCAAAUGAUCAAGGAAACCGAAUCACGCCGUCAUAUGUUGCCUUUACCCCAGAAGGAGAAAGACUGAUUGGAGAUGCUGCAAAGAACCAGCUCACAGCAAACCCCACAAACACUGUUUUUGAUGCCAAACGUUUGAUUGGAAGGGAGUGGAGUGACAAGUCUGUCCAGCAUGAUGUAAAAUAUUUCCCAUUUAAAGUUGUUGAAAAGAGCAAGAAGCCACAUAUCGUAGUCGAUGUCAAUGGUGAAAAAAAGUCAUUUGCUGCAGAAGAAAUUAGUGCUAUGGUACUUACAAAGAUGAGGGAUAUUGCUGAAGCAUAUCUUGGCAAGAAAGUCACACAUGCUGUUGUCACUGUGCCCGCUUAUUUCAACGAUGCACAAAGACAAGCAACCAAGGAUGCUGGUGUAAUUGCAGGAUUGAAUGUUAUGAGGAUCAUCAAUGAACCAACUGCAGCAGCUAUCGCCUAUGGCCUUGACAAAAAAGAAGGGGAAAAGAACAUCCUUGUCUUUGAUCUUGGUGGUGGUACCUUUGAUGUUUCUCUUCUCACAAUUGACAAUGGUGUUUUUGAAGUUGUGGCAACAAAUGGUGACACUCAUCUUGGUGGUGAAGAUUUUGAUCAACGUGUGAUGGAACAUUUCAUCAAGCUUUACAAGAAGAAGAAGGGUAAGGACAUCAGGAAAGACAACAGAGCUGUGCAAAAGCUGAGGAGGGAAGUUGAAAAGGCUAAGCGUACUCUUAGUACCCAGCAUCAAACCAGAGUCGAAAUUGAGUCACUCUUUGAUGGUGAGGAUUUCUCCGAAACUCUGACAAGAGCCAAGUUUGAGGAGCUGAAUAUCGAUCUCUUCAAGUCAACAAUGAAGCCUGUCAAGCAAGUUAUUGAUGACUCUGGAAUGAAAAAGAGUGAAAUAAAUGAAAUUGUUCUUGUUGGUGGUUCUACACGUAUCCCUAAAGUUCAAGACCUAGUGAAACGUUUCUUUGAUGGUAAAGAACCAAGCAGGGGAAUCAAUCCUGAUGAAGCUGUUGCCUAUGGUGCUGCUGUCCAGGCUGGUGUUCUCAGUGGAGAGGAAGAGACUGGUGAUCUUGUCUUGCUAGAUGUAUGUCCAUUGACCCUUGGUAUUGAGACUGUUGGUGGAGUGAUGACCAAGCUGAUUGCCAGAAACACUGUUGUCCCAACAAAGAAGUCCCAGAUUUUCUCAACUGCAGCUGAUAAUCAACAAACUGUCACAAUCCAAGUUUUUGAAGGUGAAAGACCAAUGACAAAGGACAACCAUUUGCUUGGCAAGUUUGAUCUAAAUGGCAUCCCUCCUGCUCCAAGAGGUGUUCCACAAAUCGAAGUGACAUUUGAAAUUGAUGUCAAUGGUAUCCUUAGAGUAACUGCAGAAGAUAAGGGAACUGGCAACAAAGAGAAGAUUACAAUCACCAAUGAUCAGAACAGACUUUCACCUGAAGAUAUUGAGAGGAUGGUGCAAGAUGCAGAGAAAUUUGCUGAAGACGAUAAGAAGAUUAAAGAAAAGGUUGAAUCUAGGAAUGAACUUGAAAGCUAUGCUUAUUCACUCAAAAACCAAAUAAACGAUAAGGAUAAGCUAGGAAGCAAAUUGUCUGGUGAAGAUAAAGACACAGUAACAAAGGCAGUAGAUAAAGCAAUUUCAUGGUUAGACAGCCAUCAAGAUGCUAGUAUUGAGGAAUACAAGGAACAGAAGAAGGAAUUAGAAGAUACAGUCACACCAAUCGUCAGCAAGCUUUACCAAGGUGCAGGAGGCCAGCAAGGUGCUGGUGACCAACAGCAAGAAGGAUCAAAGGAUGAUAAAGAUGAUAAAGAUGAUAAAGAUGAGUUAUAAAUUAUGAACAUUAGCUUAGAAUUUUCUACUGCAAUGAACACACAAAUAAAACUAGGUCUUUAUCCUUUUCCAACUUAUAGUUCCAUUGAAAUUGCAAAAGCACAUGUAAAUGCAAAGUCAUACAACUUGUAAUUUUCAAAUUAACAAAUUAGAUCAUUGCAUCAUAAGAAAGUAAAUCAGUAUCUUGUACCCUCAGUGAAUCAGAAAAAAUAAUUCAAAACUAGAUGUAAAUGUUUGGUCACAGCUAUUGGUAGCUUCUUGCAUAAUGAAAUUUAUUAUGCUUUUGACAGAUGAGUCCUUUUAAUAAAAGUGAAUAAUUUACCUUGUAACUGUAUGAUCUUGUGGCAUCCGAUGUUGAUGAAACCAAAAAUGUCAAAUGUUUUAAGUUGAGCUGAAAUUUGUUGAUGUAAUAGUUAUUCUGUUUAUAUGUUUACAUUUCAUGAAAAGUAAGCUUUAGAAGUUCUAUGUCUUGCAUGCAAUAUGUGUGCUAUUUUAUAUUUAUUAUAAAUAAGACUCUGUGACAAA
This is a messenger RNA of Rhopilema esculentum, 2630 nucleotides long. Its product is annotated as endoplasmic reticulum chaperone BiP. The record is from RefSeq and is a predicted model, not a curated record. Gene Ontology annotation, molecular function: ATP binding; ATP-dependent protein folding chaperone. Lineage: Eukaryota; Metazoa; Cnidaria; Scyphozoa; Rhizostomeae; Rhizostomatidae.